AUGCCAGUCUCAGUACUGCCUGCGCCUUGCACGUUUUCCGCCCUCUUGCAGUUUGGCCAUCCAGCUGCGCAGUAUUUUCGCAAGGUCCAAGGUGGUGGAGUCCUUUCAGAUCUUGAUUAUGUUUUGUUUACGACCUAUUUCGUCAUAUGCGCUGUUUGGAUGUUCCUGGAGUCUACUCUGCUGUGGCUCUUUGUGGACUAUUGCCCAUUGUUUGUAGAAUCUCAGCAGCAUUUUGAGUCAUGUUGCCACAAGGUUCACUGUGGGUUUGAGAUGUGA
This is a messenger RNA of Symbiodinium pilosum, 276 nucleotides long. NCBI's taxonomy places the organism in Eukaryota, Dinophyceae, Suessiales, Symbiodiniaceae. The record is from the annotation of a GenBank genome assembly.